Messenger RNA from Callorhinchus milii (elephant shark), 2848 nucleotides. Its product is annotated as transient receptor potential cation channel subfamily V member 6. Bases 117 to 2222 code for a protein of 701 amino acids. Gene Ontology annotation, cellular component: membrane. Gene Ontology annotation, molecular function: calcium channel activity; protein binding. The record is from RefSeq and is a predicted model, not a curated record. The transcript is spliced from 15 exons. Gene Ontology annotation, biological process: calcium ion import across plasma membrane. Lineage: Eukaryota; Metazoa; Chordata; Chondrichthyes; Chimaeriformes; Callorhinchidae.
AGGAGGGAGUGUGGGAGGGGAUGGUUGGUGCCUCUGAUUACCUGGCUCCCUGGUUCCUGAUCAAAGAGUGAAAAGGAUUCCCGAAGGAUACACGUUUUAUUUUCCCUGGGAGCGGAAUGCCGGGAUUCCUGUCCGGGAGAGGGAGAGAGAUCCUGUCCAGGUUUGCCAGGGAGCUGAGCUGCAGAUUACAGCCCGGGAAAGAGCUACAGGAUAGAAUUGAUAAGCUUCACUUGCUGCAGAACCAGAGGAUCAGUGAGACGCCUCUCUUUUUGGCUGCCAGAGAGAAUGAUGUGGACGCUGUUAAAACGCUCCUUGAAUGUCCCACAGUUGAUCUCUUUGAAAAAGGAGUGAUGGGGGAGACGGCCUUACACGUCGCUGUGCUCUACAACAAUUGUGAAGUGGCAACGGAACUUCUCGAAGCCGCUCCAGAGCUCAUCAACGUGCCGGUCACCUCCCAGAUGUAUGAAGGGGAAACGGCACUUCACAUCGCGGUGGCAAAUGAGAACGUGAGUUUGGUCAGAGAACUGAUCGGGCGAGGAGCAGACGUGGUGACUGCGCGAGCGACUGGGACCUUCUUCAGAAGGAAUGCGAAGAAACUCUUUCACUUUGGUGAGCACGUGCUGUCCUUCGCCGCGUGUGUUGGCAACGAGGGGAUCGUCAGGAUCCUGAUAGAGAACGGAGCAGAUAUCAAAGCACAGGAUUCCCUGGGUAACACUGUUCUCCACCACCUGGUACUCCAGACCCAGACGAAAGUCACGGAGAUGUUUGAUUUGAUUCUUUCCCUCGAACCAAAAGACGGGGCCACAGUGGAAACGAUGACAAACCAGGCUGGGCUGACUCCCUUCAAACUGGCAGCCCAGGAGGGCAACGUGCAGUUGUUUCAGCAUUUGUUGAGAAAGAGAGAACGUCGUCUUCAAUGGUUUUUCCAAUCCGUCUCCACUACCUUCUACGAUAUCUCCGGCAUUGACUCCUGGGACGACAACUGCUCGGUCCUGGACCUGGUUGUGUUCAGUAAAGAGAUUGAGGCUCUGAAAAUCCUGGACCUUCACCCGAUCAAGGAGUUGGUUAGUUUCAAGUGGAACAGGUACGGGAAGUAUUACUUCCGCUGUCUGAGUGUCUUGUACCUGCUCUACAUCAUCAUCUUCACCCUCUGCUGCACCUUCCGGCCCCUCAUCCCACGGCCAGAGGUGGUCACCGAUCCCGAAGACACACAGCUAUUGGUGGAGGCUCCUUUGAAGCUCUGCUACGUCUCAACCAAAGACCAGGUCCGCUUGGUGGGAGAGCUCAUCAGCGUUUUUGGAGCCAUUGCCAUCCUCUUCAUAGAGAUUUCUGACAUGGUACGGUAUGGAGUGUCCGGUUACUUUGGGAAAACUGUCUACGGAGGACCCUUCCACGCUAUAAAUAUUUGCUAUGCGUGUCUGGUGCUGUUGAUCCUCGUGCUCAGGCUGAGCAGUGCGGGGUCCGAGGGGAUCUUCAUGUCCCUGGCUAUGGUCCUGGCCUGGUGCAACUUCAUCCACUUUGCCCGCGGAUUCCAGACUCUCGGCACCUUCUCCAUCCUCAUCCACAAGAUUGUUCUGGAGAAUUUGAUGCCGUAUCUCUUCCUGAUGUUAAUAAUCAUUGUGGGAUUCACAACAGGCCUGUACGUGAUAUUCCAAGAGCUUGACCCCAAAAAGUGGGUGUAUUUCGACGGCUUCAAGAACGAGAUGUUCCUGAUGUUCAUGCUGUUCUUCGGGUUGCUGGACAUCCCGCUCAACUACGAGGUCUACACACCCUACAUGAUCAAGGUGCUGUACGUGGCCUACAUCAUGAUGACCUUCCAAAUGAUGGCCAUUCUCCUCAUCAACCUGAUCGCGGGGACCCUACGCCGAGUGGUCCCGAACCGCAACAGAAUCUACCGGGCGCAGGUCAUCGCGUCAACACUUCACCUGGAGCGGAGGCUGCCCCGGCUGCUGUGGCCUCGAGCUGGGACCUGGGGGGAGAAGGUCGGACUGGACAACAGUUGGUAUAUUUGGGUGGAGGACAGGAAUGACAAACCUGCCCCGAGCAACUCCAGGGACUUGACGACAGGAGAGAGCAGAGCGGCCGGAGACUGGACCAGGACAGGGCGGGCGGUCCAGCCACAGGCCGACGGCAGGAAACGCGGCCUGAGCCCGGGCACCAGGCCGCACGGCCCGAGGCACAGGCCCACCAACCACAAAUCACCAGGUCACCAUGUGCACUGAGUGGCAGCAGGACAUGCGUCAACUCCCACCCGCCUUCCUCCUGUAGUUCUCUGCCAGGUCUGUGUCUAUCUGUCUGUGCUAUCAGGCUAUAUGCUAUAUGCGCUGCGUAUCAUGGUGUAUAAGGUAUAUAUGAAAGUGUCUAUGAAGCUCUUUGGGAAGGUUUAGACCAGCGUGUGUAUGAAUGCGGAGACCAGUGGUGUGUGUAUCUGUCUCGAGUUAGUGACCGUAGUUCAUUGCCGAGCUAGUUUGGUUGAAGGCUCCAUCACUUUUGACAUUGCAGAUUAUUUCCAAUGAAUGCGACUAGAUUUGCCCGAAUUUCCUUCGCUUUAAUCUUUAAAUCGUCUCUAAUCACGGGAUCUGGGUGGUUUGUGGUCGUAUAACUAACCUGAGUGGGCUGGAGCUGUGGAUGUUAUGAAGAGAGGGAAGCUGUACAGAGAGACUUGGCGCAGCACCGUAAUUGCUCAGUAAUUUAAUGUGUCUCUGGUAAUCACCUGGUACUUGUUGUUCAUAAUGAGCAUCGCGGGGAAUUGAUGGGGAAAGAAAUCCUGCUGCACGCACGGCUCCACGGCUAACUUUUAAAUGUAACGUUUCCGGUGAACAUAAAAUACAAUAAACCUUUAAUCAGA